AUGGGUACCAGCAGUCCCGGGGGAUGCUCUCCUCUUUCACCCGCUCCCCUGCGCUCUUGCACCACUCCUGAGUGCAAUCACAAUAUUUCUGCCCGUUUCCAUGGCUCCGGGGCCACAGGGCAGCCCUGGGGGCUCCCGUGGGCUGAGCUGGGGACGUUCGGGGAGCCCCGAUCUCCCCCGCCCGUGCCCCGGGCCGCCCCGCAGCCGGGCUCUGUCCUGGCAGUGCCCACGAAUGGCCCUGGAGCUGAGAGAGACCCCGGCAGCCCGAGCCCGCCCCGCUCCCUGGCGGGGUUCCCUCCCGCCGGUCCGGCCCGGGUCCCUCGGGGCGGAGGGGGAGGCCUGGCCCGGGGCCGCUCCGCGCGGUGCUGGGGCAGCCGGGGCGUUCCCCGGCCCCGGGGCACCGGCGGCGGCCCCGCUGCCCGGUCUCGCAGCGCCCCCGCCCGGGCGGAGCGGGGCCCGGGCUGGCGGAUGCUCCGGGACCGCCCCGGCCCGGUUUGCCCCAGGGGCGGGGAGCCGUCACGGGUGGGAAACGCGAAAUGUCCGGAGCUGCCGGUGCCAGACUCGCCCCGGCCGGGCAGCCCCGGCGGGGGUCCCGUCCCGCGGGGGUCCCCCUGCCCGGGCACCCUGAGCGGGCGGGGAAGGGGCCGCGGUGGCCCCGGGGCACAGGCAGCGCCUGUCCUCAACCCUGGCCCGGUAUGUCCCCGCUCCGAGGGGCCGGAGCCCGCCCACUGA
Molecule: messenger RNA, 732 nt
Organism: Pseudopipra pipra
Lineage: Eukaryota; Metazoa; Chordata; Aves; Passeriformes; Pipridae
Product: collagen, type I, alpha 1a-like
Exons: 1
Coding region: 1-732 (243 amino acids)
Source: RefSeq, a predicted model, not a curated record